AUGGCGAGCAGCAGCGGCCCCAAGGCCGAGCUCAUCGUCGGAGGGAAAUACAAGCUGGUGCGGAAGAUCGGGUCCGGCUCCUCCGGGGACAUCUACCUGGCGGUCACCAUCACCAGCGGCGAGCAGGUGGCCGUGAAGCUGGAGCCUCGGAAGGCCCGGCGCCCGCAGCUGCAGUGCGAGAGCCACCUCUACCAGAUCCUGCAGGGCGGCGUGGGCAUCCCGCACAUCCGCUGGUACGGGCAGGAGGAGCACUACGGGGUGCUGGUCAUGGACCUUCUGGGGCCCAGCCUGGAGGACCUCUUCAACUUCUGCUCGAGAAGGUUCACCAUGAAAACCGUCCUGGCGCUGGCCGACCAGAUGAUCAGCAGGAUUGAAUACGUGCAUGCAAAGAAUGUCAUACACAGAGACAUCAAACCGGACAACUUCCUCCUGGGUCUUGGGCGUCACUGUAAUAAGCUAUUCCUUAUCGAUUUUGGUUUGGCCAGAAAGUACAGAGACCACGGGACGAGGCCACACCUGCCAUACAGAGAAGGCACCGCCCGCUGUGCUGCUAACGUCGGCGCACAUCUUGGCGUUGAACAGAGCCGCCGGGACGACUUGGAAUCCUUAGGGUACGUUCUGAUGUAUUUUAACAGAACCAGCCUGCCGUGGCAAGGGUUGAAGGCUGCCACAAAGAAACAGAAAUACGAAAAAAUUCGUGAGAAGAAGAUGUCCACUCCCGUGGAAGUUCUGUGCGAGGGCUUUCCCGCAGAGUUUGCCAUGUACCUAAACUACUGUCGUGGGCUGCGCUUUGAGGACGCCCCGGAUUACACGUACCUGAGGCAGCUGUUCCACGUUCUUUUCAGAACCCUGAACCACCAGUACGACUACGCGUUUGAUUGGUCAAUGUGA
Molecule: messenger RNA, 891 nt
Organism: Pipistrellus nathusii (Nathusius's pipistrelle)
Lineage: Eukaryota; Metazoa; Chordata; Mammalia; Chiroptera; Vespertilionidae
Source: the annotation of a GenBank genome assembly